CUUCGCGCGGGCCUGCAGCCUGGGACCCGAUUGAGAAGAACAGGGGACGCCACGCGCCCGCCAGCUCCCGGCGGCGCACUCCGCCCGGCUCCGGAGGCGCGGGGGCGCACCAUGCCUGCAGACACCCCAGGGAAGCCGAGAGCCUCGCCGCUGGCAGGAGCACCGGCCAGCGCCAGCAGAACCCCGAAUAAGCCCCGAAGCGCGGCGGAGCACCGAAAGGUGGGGACCGGGCGGGGCGUGGGUUGGGAGGCGUGGGGUGGGACAGACGGAUGCGGGACUCAGCCACAGCCCGACCCACAGUCCUCCAAACCCGUCAUGGAGAAGCGGCGCCGAGCGCGCAUCAACGAAAGCCUCGCGCAGCUCAAGACCCUCAUCCUGGACGCCUUCAGGAAGGAUAGUUCCCGCCAUUCGAAGCUGGAAAAAGCAGACAUCCUGGAGAUGACCGUCAGGCACCUGCAGAGUCUGCGGCGUGUGCAGGUGACAGCCGCGCUCAGCGCUGACCCCGCCGUCCUGGGCAAGUACCGCGCCGGCUUCAAUGAGUGUCUAGCGGAGGUGAAUCGCUUCUUGGCCGGCUGCGAGGGCGUCCCGGCCGACGUGCGUUCUCGCCUGCUUGGCCACCUGGCCGCCUGCCUGGGCCAGCUGGGGCCCUCGCGCCGCCCGGCUCCAUCGUCCCCCGCUGCGGAGGCCCGGGCGCCCGAAGUCUACGCCGGUUGCCCGCCGCUCCUGGCAUUCGACCACCCCUUACCCCUGCUGCGCCCUGGGUCUGCCUUCGCGCUGCGGCUCCCUCCAGGCCUGACUGGGGCGCCCCCCAACGCCCCUAGGGCGGGACUGCAGAACCGGGGCGCGCCCUGGAGGCCGUGGCUGCGGUGAGGCCUCGACCCUCAGACUGUAACAGAGGCUGCACCCCGUUCUAGGGCCGUGGCCUUUGCUGAGUGUACCAGAGAAUAUUUGUUUCCAGAGGCCACGUCGAGAGAGUUUUGAUAUUUUUUUGUCUUUGUGAAGACUCUAGUCUGGCGUUUCUUUCAGUCCUUAGUCCUGGGGUGGGGGGUGGGGGAGUCGGCUGGUUGCUUUGUGCUGGACUUCUGGGGUAGGACUGCGGGUGGCCCUUCCCCACGCUCUGUACUCCGUGCCGGCCGUUCCUCUAGCCCAGGGCUUGGUCGGUGUACCUGCAUCUGUGCAGGAGCCAGCCACCCUCCUGGAAGUGUGGGCGAUGUGAGAAGCCACUCAGGAAAGUGACAGUCAUCACAUUUUCCACAAUGUAUCCCAAUGUUGGAAACCAGUCCGGCGGCAUCACUGGGCAAGGAUUUUUGUUUGUGUUUAAAGGUACCUUAUCCCUCUCCUGUGGACCUUGGAAGGUGAAGACAUUGUCACACUCUUUUGUCCUGGGCCACUAGGCAUGGCGAGAGGUGAUUGUGCCCUGCGGCUUCAGUUCUGGCUUGGUCCACUUCCUACUUUAUUCUCAUGGUUCAACACAAAGCUGCCUGGGCUGAGCCUGCCCCAGGCCAGUGUCUGGUCAGGAGACGAGUGCCAGCAGGAGAGGGUGACUGAGUCCUGAGGACAGGGAACUGGGGCAAGACUGGCCAAGAGCACUUAGUGCCAAGGUUUGGAGGGGGGUAACUCUCCUACCAGAGUCCAGUCCUGCUGUGUGCCCUGGAGGGGAGGUCUCCCCCCUGGUGGGGAAAGAUUGGAGGGUGGUUCUGCCCAUGCCUCUGUUCUGAGCACCUGCUGUGUGGCAGCCCUACAGUCCUGGGCAGUAAUGCUGAGCAGCAUUGGACAUCAGCCCUGGAGUCACCAUCCUGCGGUGUCCCAGGUCUCCCUGAGCUACUGCUGGGCACUGGGCUCCAGUUGCAAUGAGGGGGUGAUCUGAGUCAUACAAGCUGAGACCGGAGUGUCUCAUCCUGAGCCCAUCUGAGGCUGAGCCAAGACUCAUUUCCCAACUGCAGCUGAGUUCAUCAGACGGUUGUCAGCCGCCUGCCUGGCCAGGGCCCAUCAAGGAGAAAGAGGGUGAGUCACUGCUAGAGGUUAGCCUGCUUCUCCAGUGGCUUCCAUGGCUGUGUCACAAGCAGGAUUCACCUGGGCUCUCCUGCACUCAGCCAUGCUUACCCAGCAGGGACCUCCAGAUCCCCACCAAGCAAGUCACCUCCUGCCCUCUGGUUUCCUUGCCCAUCUCCCCAAGACUGAAGGGCCUGGGUCAGUGGUCCUAGAUGGUGGCAGCCACAUGGGCCAGGUACUCUAUCCUUGGACAUAGACACACUCUGUGAUCCUGGCCUCGGGGGAGCCCAGGGGAGCUCUGAAGGAAGGUUUUCUUUCUUCAGAGCUGUGGCAUCAGCAGGACUGUGGGGGAGGAAUAAUUGAUCACUCCUGGGAAGCCCUCUUGGGCAGGAGACUAGCACAAGGUCUACUGCUGAAGCUAGAAGCUCAGCUUGGUUGGGAAAGGGGAGCUGCUCAGGGCUUCAGGGCAGAAGCUGGGAGAAGGGGUGGUGCUUUGGGAUGUGAAGCCUGGGGGAUGGGUAGGGGGGUGGUUAGGGUCUGUACAAAGCUGGAGCCCACACAUCUGCAGGAAAAAGAGGGACCUUCCUACUUGUGUGGCUAAAGGAGAAAGGGCCGCCUGGGGAAAUCACCUGGAACUUGGGCCAUGAUGCUCUCCCUCCUCCCAUGAGAGGGCAGUGAUAACUAGACCAGAUCUCUGGGCUCCCAUUCCCUCUCUGCCCUACUUCCUGUCCUUUCCACCCCCAACUCCCAUGCCACAUUUACUUCUUAUUUCCGGUAAUCUCAACACUGUUGCCAGAGGGAGCUUUGGAGUGAGGACCCAUCAAGGACCUCUCAGGCCCUGUGGGGGACCACACACAGUUCCAAAGACAGGCAAGCUCCUCCUGCUCUCUGUCCCUUUGAACUCAACCUCCCUGCUGAAAUUCUUUCCCCACUUUCCCACUGGAGGCAGCCACCCCGGGCUCCGUGGGCUCCAGAGGCUAAGGCCAUGCUGUCACUCACUUUGUCCCCAGCACCUGCUCGGAACAGUUGGAUUCAUACUGACCUGAAUAACUGAACAAAAGACGGAGUCAGGAGGUUUGGGAAGGGUUUUUGAAGUAUAGUUGAUAUACAGCGUUAUAUUAAUUUCAGGUGCACAACACACUGAUUCGAUAAUUGCAUACCUUAGUGCUCACCAUAAGAGUAGUCGCCAUCUGUCAGGGUACAGAAUUAUUGUGGGAUUAUUGACUAUAUUCCCUAUUCUGUGCUUUUCAUCUUUGUGACUUAUUUAUUAUAUACGUGGAAGUUUGUACCCCCUAAUCCUCUUUGCCUGUUUCACCCAUCCCCCAUCCACCUUUCCUCUGAGAACCACCAGUUUGUUCUCUGUAUU
Callorhinus ursinus (northern fur seal) is the source of this 3358-nucleotide messenger RNA. RefSeq names its product hes family bHLH transcription factor 4 (gene HES4). Gene Ontology annotation, molecular function: protein dimerization activity; DNA binding. Gene Ontology annotation, biological process: regulation of DNA-templated transcription. Lineage: Eukaryota; Metazoa; Chordata; Mammalia; Carnivora; Otariidae. The record is from RefSeq and is a predicted model, not a curated record.